Molecule: messenger RNA, 195 nt
Organism: Penicillium verrucosum
Lineage: Eukaryota; Fungi; Ascomycota; Eurotiomycetes; Eurotiales; Aspergillaceae
Exons: 2
Coding region: 1-195 (64 amino acids)
Source: RefSeq, a predicted model, not a curated record
AUGGUAGCAAACAGCUGUAUGGACAUGGGUGAUUCCAUUCGCGUGUCGCAGAUGGAGUUUGAGUCCUCGGCACUCGAUUUACGCGAUGUAAACCGCAUCGUCCUAUUGGCCAUUUUGACGCAGGAGUUCACAGGCACGUUUGGCGGAGAAUGGCUUGUUCAGAACCAUGGGCCAGUUGGCCAGCUGGCUGGCUGA